Epithele typhae is the source of this 1374-nucleotide messenger RNA. RefSeq names its product Mfs1.1. Lineage: Eukaryota; Fungi; Basidiomycota; Agaricomycetes; Polyporales; Epitheliaceae. Gene Ontology annotation, biological process: transmembrane transport. The transcript has 9 exons. The record is from RefSeq and is a predicted model, not a curated record. Gene Ontology annotation, molecular function: transmembrane transporter activity. The coding region runs from base 1 to 1374 and encodes 457 amino acids.
AUGUCACCGCCGUGUCCAAGUACUGCGCUUCCGACGAUCACAAAAGACCUCAACGGAGGUGACGAGUUCGUCUGGGUCGGCCACGCUGCCUACAAUCUUGCUGCGGCCGCUAUCCUCCCCUUCACCGCCCGGCUCGCGGACAUCAUCGGCUGGCGUCUAAUCAUGCUCGCCUGCGUCGGCUUUUUCUUUCUUCGCAGUCUCCUCUGCGCCACCGCUCAAAACAUGCACUGGCUCAUCGCCGCACGGACGGUGCAGGGUAUUGCCGGGGAAGGGAUCAUCACCUCGGACCUGGUCCCUUUGGCCGGGCACGGUCUCUACCAGGGUCUGCUCGUCCUCACCUGGGCAUUUGUGGCUGGCAUCGGGCCCGUCACCGGUGGUUCCUUUGCCCAGAAGGCUACAUGGUGGCUUUUCUAUCUGAACCUCCCCCUGGCCGGUAUCGCGUUCUUGCUUGCCAUGAUAUUCCUCCGCGUCCGAACUCCAGAGGGUAGUUUGCGCAAGAAAAUAUCGCGCAUUGACUUUGUGGGCAACCCCACCUUCAUCGCCUGCACGACGCUCGCGUCGGUCGCGCUCGCAUGGGGAGGAAUUUGCUAUCCUUGGAGCUCUGCGCACGUCCUCGCGCCACUCAUCCUCGGCUUUCUCCUUAUCUUCGUUUACGAGAUCAUUGCUCUCAUCUGCCCACAAGGACGUCUCGCCUAUCCGGUCUUCCCCACCGCGUCCGUUCUCUCGUCUUCCGCGAUCGUCUUCGGGGUGCUCGCCAGGGUCAUGAAAAAGUACCGGCCCGCGAACGUCAUCGGCCGGGUCCUCCUCAUCGGCUUCGGUCUGCUCACGCCCCUCAAAGCGGACUCGUGCACCAGCGAGGUCGGCUUCCAGGUCAUCACGGCCAUCGCCGACGCGACCCGCAGUGGGCGACGGCCGUCUACCCCAUCCUCGCUCCCCUGGGGCCCGUCGCGCGCUCCCUCUCCACGCUCGCCUUCCACACCUUUGCGCGCACAUUCGCGCCGACCCAUCUCCGCCUCCGUGUUCCAAAGGGAGCUCAAGGCGACCCUGGCCGCCUACUUCCCCCGCACGUUCCCCGCCGGGGUCGAGAUCGCGUCCGCCGCGGUUCCCUUGAUCCACGCGCUCCCCCAGCGGCUCGGCGACGAGGGCCAGGGGGUGAAGUGGACGAAGGGGAGCUUUGGGGGCGCCGCGCGGGCGUAUGCGUAUCGCCCUGGGCCUGGGCGGGUGCGGUCGGGGAACGAGUAUGAGUACGGGCGCGGGCGCGGGAAGGAGGAUGAUGAUCUGGAGCUGGGUCUGGGUAUGGGCGCGGGCGCACGGAUGCGGGGGACGGAUGCGCAGGUGAUGGUGUUGGUGCUGAAUCGGCCGUCUCUGCCUUAG